GCAGAGCAGGCAUCAGAUGGCACACAGACAGCAGAGUUGGGGACAGCUGGGCAGGGACAGACUGGCAGAGACAGGGAGUCUCAGAGCAUUUUCCCUCAUCAUUCAGACCAGUAGCAAUCCACCAUAAUCAGAUGAUGCCAGGGGGGCAUUUCACACAGGGAUGUCAAAAGGCUUUUUCGUCCCCAUGCUAUUUACCCCCUCCUUCACCUUAAUUAAGCCUAUUAACGAGUCCACAAACCUCCAUUUUGGUCAAUAAUAUUUAAAAACAGGGAUGAGGAAAUUCUCCGGUCAUACAAAGGAUAGGAUAGCUUGGCUUACCAGAGUCCAAGGUCAAGAUGACGUUGUCUUGUGGUAAUGGGGCAUUUCAGAAGGGCAUCAUUACACCACAACCACCAUAACAUAUAGGCAACUUGGAAACUGAGAAAUGUCAGACUUGGAAACUCAUUGUAGAAAGAUGAGCUCCAGAUGAGUAAAGAUGCAUUUAACUACUAAGAUAAUGUUACCUGUUGAUGUCAAUGGUACACCCUAGAGAGUUCCAAGUUAUUCUGAACCAUAGCUUUGAAACGUGAUGAUAAUUUGAUAUCCUUGCUCACUGUCCACAAUACUGGAGCUGGCACUUUGCCGUGGUGGGGGAGAUUACGCCUCUUUCUGACGUGACCUGUGGGCUGUAACAACAUGAGCCAAAUCGAGGCUCCUGCAGGUCUAACCAUCAGGUUGUGCCAAUAAGCACAGUAAUGCUUACCUUCUUCUUUACUAUUGCUGGAGGAAGCAUACCAUUUCUUUAGAAAAUGACUCAUGACACCGUAAAAGAGCAGAGACCAUGGCCUUUGUAAUUUAUCGUCUCUGAUUUUAGAUUCAUAGACAGUCUGUUGUUAAAGCAUGACAACUGUAACAAAUGGAGAGACAGCCUAGUGAACCUACACUCUGGAUAAACAAAUCCUAAGAGAUAAGGGGAUAGACACAUUUACAUUUUAGUCUUUUAUUAGACUCUCUUAUCCAGAGCAACUUACAGGCGCAAUUAGGGUUAAGUGCCUUGCUCAAGAGCACAGACAGAUUUUUCCACCUAGUUGGCUUCAGGAUUCAAACCAGCAACCUUUCAGUUAUUGGCUCAACGCUCUUAACCGCUAGGCUACCUGUCAGAGAAUGAUGGUUUGAGCAAGGAAGUGACACUGAGAUAAAGAGACGGGAAAACCGAGAAACACAAAGACAAGUAGAUAUGCUUAGGAAGGAAGAGGAUGCUUUGAGAGAUGGAGAGAAUGACGGAAAGAGAGAGAGGGGGCAGAGAUAUUUGUGUCAGUGCAGCCACUUCCUGUCAUCAGCGAUAGAGAGAGAGAGAGAGAGAGUGUGCAAGAGAGCGAAAGAGAGGGAGGGAGGGCUAGAAAGAGAUUAACCAAGAGAGCCCUCUAGAGCCACCGCCAUCAUUCACCCCAGGACAGAAAGAGAGAGAUCAUCACUUGUUUCCUCAGAGGGAAAGAGAGGAAAAAAGGGAGAAUGACUGCUCCAUGGAGGACAGGUGUUGUGGUGAUGCUGAAGCUUGUGUCUUAUGCAGAGGCUUCAAUGACUGAACCAGCCAUCUGCUACAUACUGGAUGGAAUCUUGCUCUUCUACUGCAUCAUCACCACCUUGCUCUUCUUCAGAGCCAAGUGGUGCAAGUCUUCACCUGAACCCAAAGAGGAUCCCACACAUGCACCAGGUGCUAAUGCUGACGACCAACAGUCUGCAGCUACUAGACGGAAGCGCAAACAGGAAGCUAGUGACGACACGUACCAGGCCCUCCAGAUAAAAGAUGAUGGGAAUGAUGACUACCAGGUGAUCAUGUCCACGGGGAAGAACAAGAAGGCCCAAGCCCCCCAGUCUCUCAGUGCAAAGACCCGGACCACUGCCCCACCACACUGAUCUGACCCAGUCAGCCCUGGGCACGGAGGCAGCAGUCGAUUCCACUUGCAGCUCUGCCCUGCACUGAUCCAAUCUCUGAAGAGUACUUUCUAGAUUAUUUUCCGACUUCAAUGUGCAUAGCAGUCUUCUACCCCUGAGCUCAACCUCCCUGGCCUGUUAUUACAUAUUACAACUCAGCAGAAAAGUGUGCAUGUCAAUGUGUAUUAUCAUGUCAUUUGUUAAGUCCAUCUAUGGCUGUGUGGUAAUGUCAACAUUAUGACCGUAAUAAAAGACUGGAACGUUCCAAUGUUAAAACA
This is a messenger RNA of Salvelinus fontinalis (brook trout), 2192 nucleotides long. Its product is annotated as high affinity immunoglobulin epsilon receptor subunit gamma-like. Gene Ontology annotation, biological process: cell surface receptor signaling pathway. Gene Ontology annotation, cellular component: Fc-epsilon receptor I complex. Lineage: Eukaryota; Metazoa; Chordata; Actinopteri; Salmoniformes; Salmonidae. The transcript is spliced from 8 exons. Gene Ontology annotation, molecular function: IgE receptor activity. Bases 1492 to 1896 code for a protein of 134 amino acids. The record is from RefSeq and is a predicted model, not a curated record.